UCCCUGGUUUGGGAAAGACCCCUGUAGAAAUUUCGCUUGCCACGUAGUCGCGGCAGUACAACUUGUAGUUUGGGAAGUUUUAUCAGAACUUUGUUGUGCAUGAAACAUUAGUUGAACGGUUAGAGAGUGUUAAACCGUUCUUUAUAUUAAGAUGAUUCCAGAGUUGUGGACAUGCAUUUUUUCUGCAUUAUUCUUUUACGUGCAUGGAGCAAAACUUCCGGAACCAGAGGUGAAAAUAGAAGUUCUAUACAAACCUUUCCUUUGUCAUCGUAAAUCCAAAUACGGAGAUAUUCUUCUGGUUCACUACGAAGGCUUUCUGGAGAGUAAUGGCACAAUGUUUCAUUCCAGCCACCAACAUGGAGACAAAAACCCUGUUUGGUUCACGUUGGGGAUCCAUGAGGUGAUCAAGGGUUGGGACAAGGGUCUUCAAGGCAUGUGUGCAGGGGAGAAGAGGAAACUGACUGUCCCUCCAGCUCUUGCAUAUGGCAAAGAGGGCAAAGGUAAAAUCCCUCCGGAGAGCACUCUGAUCUUUGACAUUGAGAUCAUCGAGAUCCGAAAUGGGCCUAGAUCACAUGAGUCCUUUCAGGAAAUGGACCUCAAUGAUGACUGGAAACUUUCCAAAGCAGAGGUCAAAGAAUACCUGCGUAAAGAGUUUGAAAGGCAUGGAUAUGCUCCCAAUGACACCCAUCAUGAAGUGAUGGUUGAGGACAUCUUCCAAAAAGAAGAUGAAGAUAAUGAUGGAUUUAUAUCAGCUCGGGAGUUCACCUACAAACAUGAUGAACUAUAAAUACUAAACACUCCUGCAUAACAGCGUCAAUGUUUACCUUCAGAGAGAUUCCGGUAUUUUUCUCUUUGAGAUCUACAGCUUGUCGGUAUCAUUUCAUGUCAUGUGUCAGUAGUUCUAAACAGGGUUUCUGUUAUCUACAGAUCAUGUCUGUAAUUUAUUUUUUAGGUUUUGUAACUACACUUAGGUGGUGGUGUGAUUGGGCUUUUGUAGUAUUUGAAGACUGUUGUUCUUCUUCAAUUGCAAAGUGUUAAAUUCUGCUCAAAGAGAAUGUUUGUCCCCAAAGUGCCUGUUGGCUGAAACAUUGAAUAUUUCAGAACAUUUCAGUGCUGAUUUUUUAUAGUACGUGUGUGUCAUUUUUUCAGAUGAAUUUUUCAAUGUUUACAAUAUUUAGAACAUGUGUAGGUCAAUUUGUCUGGAGUAGCCUAUAAGUAUUUACAUGUGAAUAAAGUAUAUCAGUUCUGUGCUGUUCA
Molecule: messenger RNA, 1257 nt
Organism: Onychostoma macrolepis
Lineage: Eukaryota; Metazoa; Chordata; Actinopteri; Cypriniformes; Cyprinidae
Gene: fkbp14
Product: FKBP prolyl isomerase 14
Exons: 4
Coding region: 152-787 (211 amino acids)
Molecular function (GO): calcium ion binding; peptidyl-prolyl cis-trans isomerase activity
Source: RefSeq, a predicted model, not a curated record